Messenger RNA from Dreissena polymorpha, 456 nucleotides. RefSeq lists its product as uncharacterized. The transcript has 3 exons. The record is from RefSeq and is a predicted model, not a curated record. Bases 69 to 440 code for a protein of 123 amino acids. Lineage: Eukaryota; Metazoa; Mollusca; Bivalvia; Myida; Dreissenidae.
GAACUUUUUAACUCUGACUAGAUUAUGUGUUAUACCAUUUUUUAUUGUUGUUGUGAAUAGGCAACACAAUGACUACUAGAUCUACGGACAGCCAGGAACCAGGACAAACAACAUCCGUACACACGGAAGAAGUCGAUGAGACGAGUACCGAAACUAAAGAACAUAGCGACACUGCACACGAGUACAAUUCACAAGAUGCAGCAGAAAAUAUGUUGAACAGUGAAUCAUCGGAUAUCGAUGAUAGUGACAAUGACAAAGACUAUAUUCCGGAAGAAGGCGAUGCAUCGUCAGAUGAGUCGAUAGUUGUCGAACUCAUACCAAACAUUCAAAGAUUUCAAAAGAAGACAGCGUCAACACUACCUCCUGUUGAAUCCUUGCAAUCUCGUGAACGUGACGAAUCAUCCGCAGAGGCACACAAAACCAACAUCACCAUCGCUUAAACAAAUAACAGUGAAU